AUGACGUGGCGUGAAGGUUCAAAUAAGCGUUCUAUGACAUGGCGUGAAGGCUCAAGUAAGAGAUCGUCUUCCGUGAGUUCAAGGCGAGAUUCAGAUAGAAGUUCCUCCAGAAUAAGCCGUAGUGAGUGGGAUACCACACCUACAACUUCGACUUCAAGAUUUUCAAUAGGUGGUCUUACUCCUCGAAAAGAUUACAAACCACCUAGAGAUUUUCCGACUCCACGCCUUGUUUCUUUUGAUUAUGAUGAAAUGGAAUAUAGAAAUCGUAACAAUCAAGAAGAAGAAGAAGUUAUUUGCGAAGAUCGUGAUAGACUUGAAUGGGAAGAGGAGCAAAAGCAAUUGGAUCGAGAGUGGUAUAAUAUUGAAGAAUCAUCUGGAGCUCUUGAUGAAGAGCACAAUCCUUUUGCAGAUUAUACAGAUUUUGUACAGAAAAAGGAAGAAGAACUUGCACAAAAGCAACUUAAAAAGCUGACUGCGAGGCAGGAACAGUAUAACAAAGAUAAUGAGCUAUGGGAAACGAAUCGAAUGCUGACGAGUGGUAUUGUGCAACGGAGGGAAAUAGAUUUGGAUUUUGAGGAUGACUCAGAGGCCCGAGUCCAUUUACUUGUUCAUGACCUUAAACCACCUUUUCUUGAUGGACGUAUGGUGUUCACAAAACAAUUGGAAGCUGUGCAAUCCGUCAAGGAUCCUACUUCUGAUAUGUCUGUUUUCUCUAGAAAGGGAAGCCAGCUCGUAAGAGAAAAGAGAGAGCAAAUUGAACGUCAAAAGGCUGCAAAAAACGUUGUCGAGGUUGCAGGCACUGCGCUUGGUAAUAUUAUGGGAAUUAAGCCAAGUCAUGAAGUUUCAACAGAGCAAAGCACAAAUGAAAUGGAAAAUCCGAAAGGUGAUUCACAAUUUGCUUCUCAUUUGAAAGCGUCUGAAGCAGUUAGUAUUUUUUCAAGGUCAAAAACUCUUCGUGAACAGCGUGAAUUUUUGCCAGCAUUUGCUGUUCGAGAAGAAUUGCUAAGAAUUAUAAGGGAUAAUCAGGUUGUUGGUGAGACAGGUUCUGGGAAAACUACACAACUUACUCAAUAUCUUCAUGAAGACGGAUAUAGCAAGUAUGGUAUUAUAGGUUGUACACAACCUCGUCGUGUUGCUGCUAUGUCUGUUGCUAAACGUGUUAGCGAAGAGAUGGAGUGUAAACUCGGAUCCACAGUCGGUUACGCCAUUCGUUUCGAAGAUUGUACUUCAGAAAGCACAGUAAUUAAAUAUAUGACAGACGGUGUUAUGCUUCGUGAGUCACUUAAAGAGUCUGAUCUUGACCAUUAUAGUGCAAUUAUCAUGGACGAAGCUCAUGAACGUUCCCUUCAGACUGAUGUUUUAAUGGGUUUACUAAGACAAGUCCUUUCUCGUAGAAGGGACAUUAAGUUGAUCGUCACGUCAGCAACUAUGAAUGCUGAAAAGCAAUUGGAUAAUCCGCCCCCAUUAGCAAUUUUGCCAAUUUAUUCACAGUUGCCUGCUGACCUGCAAGCUAGAAUUUUUGAAAAGACAGCUGACAAUGCUCGAAAAGUCAUCGUGGCAACUAAUAUUGCCGAGACUUCUCUAACCGUUGAUGGUAUAAUGUAUGUCGUCGACACAGGAUAUAAUAAGCUUAAAGUGUUUAAUCCAAAAAUUGGUAUGGAUUCCUUACAAAUUACUCCAAUCAGUCAGGCAAAUGCGAAUCAAAGAUCGGGUAGAGCCGGGCGUACCGGUGCAGGAACUUGUUUCCGUCUCUACACAGAACAAGCUUAUCAUCACGAAAUGUUUAUGAAUACAAUACCUGAAAUUCAGCGUACCAACCUUGCAAAUGUAGUUCUUUUACUUAAAUCCUUGGGAGUAAAGAAUUUAUUGGAUUUUGAUUUCAUGGACCCUCCACCUCAGGAUAACAUAUUGAAUUCAAUGUAUCAAUUAUGGAUUCUGGGUGCUUUGGAUAAUACCGGAGAGUUAACAUCUCUUGGUCGAAGGAUGGUCGAGUUUCCAUUAGAUCCCUCAUUAUCAAAAAUGUUGAUUAUGUCCGAGGAAUUGGGAUGUACGGCAGAAAUAUUGACCAUUGUAUCUAUGCUUUCUGUCCCGUCAGUAUUUUACCGGCCUAAAGAGAGAAUGGAACAGAGUGAUGCAGCUAGAGAAAAAUUUUUCGUACCUGAAAGUGACCAUUUAACACUUUUACAUGUCUAUACACAAUGGAAAUCUCAUGGUUUUCGGGAUGAAUGGUGUAUAAAACAUUUUAUUCAUUCUAAAGCAAUGAGAAAAGCUCAAGAAGUGAGAUCGCAAUUAAUGGAUAUUAUGAAAGCAGAGAAGAUGGAAAUAGUCUCUUGUGGUACUGAUUGGGAUGUAGUGCGAAAAUGUAUUUGUUCUGCAUACUUUCAUCAAGCUGCAAGAGUAAAAGGAAUUGGAGAAUAUGUAAAUUGUCGUACUGGCAUGCCUUGCCACCUUCAUCCAACAAGUGCAUUAUAUGGCCUUGGUUAUACUCCUGAUUACAUUGUUUAUCACGAAUUAGUAAUGACAUCUAAAGAAUAUAUGCAGUGCGUUACUGCUGUAGACCCAUAUUGGUUAGCAGAAAUGGGACCCAUGUUUUAUUCAGUGAAAGAGAAGAAUUUUACGCAAAAGGAAAAGCGAGCAGCCAACAAAACGGAAAUGGCCAAGAUGACUAUGGAAAUGCAAAUUAAAAUAGAUCGAGAGAAAGAGGAAGAGGUGGAAAAGGAACUGCAACGUAAAGCGAUUGCAACACCUAAACGUUCUAGAAUUAUUCUACCCGGAAAGAGAGAACCUGGAACGCCUUCAAGAAGGAGGGGAUUUGGGCUUUAA
Funneliformis mosseae is the source of this 2823-nucleotide messenger RNA. The record is from the annotation of a GenBank genome assembly. Lineage: Eukaryota; Fungi; Glomeromycota; Glomeromycetes; Glomerales; Glomeraceae.